CUUACUCCGGUCAGCUCAGUCAGAGAUCUGUCUGACUCAGAGGGGAGUUGUCCCAGCCCUAGCGCAUAAAAACGUCCUACCCAAGCGACAGACACCACCCAACAAAGAUCUCUCUGGGAAGAACAGAUUUUUAGCGGACGGACCCCGAAAUAUUAUAAUCGUACCAGCGCCAGGAUGGUGUACCACGCAGAGUUUGAGAAGGCUGGGCAGCAGCCAGGCCUCCAGGUGUGGAGGAUCGAGAAGAUGGACCUGGUUCCCGUGCCAACCAACCUGUACGGAGGGUUCUACACGGGCGACGCCUACCUCAUCCUGAACACCAUCAAACAGCGUUCAGGAAACCUGCAGUAUGACCUGCACUUCUGGCUGGGUGAUUUCUGUACCCAGGAUGAGAGCGGGGCGGCCGCCAUCUUCACUGUUCAGAUGGACGACUACCUGGGGGGCAAACCCAUCCAGAACCGCGAGGUUCAGGGCUACGAGUCCAAAUCCUUCCUGGGCUACUUCAAAUCUGGACUCAAGUACAUGAAAGGGGGCGUGGCUUCAGGAUUCAGACAUGUGGUCACCAACGAGGUCGUUAUGCAGCGCGUGCUGCAGGUGAAAGGUCGCCGUGUUGUCAGGGCAACAGAGGUGCCCGUCAGCUGGGACAACUUCAAUCAGGGAGACUGCUUCAUCCUGGACCUCGGGAACGAGAUCUUCCAGUGGUGUGGCUCCAAGAGCAACCGCUUCGAGAAGCUGAAGGCCACGCAGGUCGCCAAGGGUAUCCGUGACAACGAGCGCAGCGGUCGCGCCCGCGUGUACGUGUGCGACGAGGGCGCGGAGCGGGAGAAGAUGCUGGAGGUUCUGGGACCAAAGCCGGAUCUGCCCGAGGGAGUGUCCGAUGACAUCAAAGCCGACGCAUCCAACAGGAAGAUGGCAAAAUUAUACAAGGUGUCCAAUGCCAGUGGAGAGAUGGCCAUCGCCCUGGUGGCAGCGGAGAACCCGUUCUCCCAGAGUGCACUGGAGUCCAGCGACUGCUUCAUCCUGGACCACGGCUCCGAUGGCAAGAUCUUCGUCUGGAAAGGCAAGGACGCCAACAUGGAGGAGAGGAAGGCGGCUCUGAAGGCGGGCGAGGACUUCAUAAAGAAGAUGGGCUACCCCAAACACACGCAGGUGCAGAUCCUGCCCGAGAUGGGCGAGACGCCGCUCUUCAAGCAGUUCUUCAAGAACUGGCGCGACAUGGACCAGACGAUGGGGCUGGGCGUGGCCUACGUGUCCAACAGCAUCGCCAAGAUCGAGAAGGUGCCCUUCGACGCCUCCACCCUGCACGACUCCCCCGCCAUGGCGGCCCAGCACGGGAUGGUGGAUGACGGGAACGGCGAGAAGCAGAUCUGGCGCAUCGAGGGGGCAGACAAGGUGCCCGUGGACCCCUCCACCUAUGGACAGUUCUACGGGGGCGACAGUUACAUCAUCCUCUACAACUACCGCCACGGAGGCCGCCAGGGACACAUCAUCUACAUGUGGCAGGGAAUGGACUCCAGCCAGGACGAAGUCGGGGCGUGCGCGAUUCUGUCGGCUCAGCUGGACGAAGAGCUCGGCGGGGGGCCAGUGCAGGUUGUUGGUGCUCCAAUCACCACACAGGUGCGGGUGGUCCAGGGGAAGGAGCCGGCCCACCUGAUGAGCCUGUUCGGGGGGCAGCCCAUGGUGGUGUACAGGGGCGGAACCUCCAGAGAGGGGGGUCAGACCGCCCCUGCCGAAACGCGCCUGUUCCAGGUGCGCUCCAAUUCGGCUGGGUGCACGAGGGCCGUGGAGGUGGACGCCGUGGCCUCCAACCUGAACUCCAACGACGCCUUCGUCCUGGUGACGCCGGGCGGCUGCUUCCUCUGGGCGGGGCAGGGGGCGAGCGACACGGAGAAGCGGGGGGCGCAGCAGCUCUGCGGGAUCCUGGGGGUGUCCGCGUCCCGGCUGGGGGAGGGGGGAGAGGCGGAUGAGUUCUGGGAGGCUCUCGGAGGAAAGGCAGCCUACCGCACCUCCACCCGGCUGAAGGACAAAAUGGAGGCCCACCCGCCCAGGCUGUUCGCCUGUUCCAACAAGACAGGCCAAUUCAUCAUUGAAGAGGUUCCCGGGGAGAUGACCCAAGAGGACCUGGCCACUGAUGAUGUCAUGAUCCUGGACACCUGGGAGCAAGUCUUCGUAUGGAUUGGCAACGAAGCGCACGAGGAGGAGAAGACCGAGGCAAUGGCUUCAGCCGCCCGUUACAUCGAGACAGACCCCGCCAACCGGGACCGCCGGACCCCCAUCGUGAAGAUCAAGCAGGGGUUCGAGCCGCCCACCUUCAGCGGCUGGUUCCUGGGCUGGGACAACGAGUACUGGAGCACCGACCCCCUGGAGCGCGCCAUGGCCGAGCUCGAGAUGUGAACUCUGACCCGCCCCAGCCCCGGCCCCGCACCCUGCCUCACCCCACCGGGUUCUGCCACAGACUCAAAGGGGAUAGGGUUUCAACCCCUCCUGCACUUCUCCAGUGUCAAAGGGCUUAAACUGCUUCUUUUUUUUUUUUUUUAAGCUGUGUGUUUAAAAAAGAAAAGAAAAAAAAGCCAAGUACUUUUAGUUGACUUUUUUUCAGCCCAAGGGGCUUGGUAGACUAGGCGUGUCAGGGCUGUCAAACUCCAGUCCUGGAGGGCUAGUGUCUGCAGGUUUUCCAUCAGCAGCCAAUUAAGGCCUUGAGAACAAGGUGUGUGGAUGAUUUAACCAAUCAACAUCUUAGAUGAACCACUGUACAUAAAACCAGCAGACUCUGUGGCCCACCAGUACUGGAUUUUGACACCUGUGGUUAGGACAAUUCAGAGGGUGGUCAAAGUUUGAUAUCGGCAAGGAAUUCUGAGGGUCUUGUCGCUUUUAGCAAAGGAAAGUUAAUUUGGAAAUCUCAUCCUCAUAAAAAGACAUCCUGCACAUCUGCGUUAGCCAAGCAGGAUUUUAGCCUUUUAUAUUCUGAAAACCCUUUUAAAAGUGAUCAAUAUUAAAUCGUGAAGUACAUAAUCAUAUGUGGUAUUGUAUUUCGCAAUUCUUGUUUUUUCCACUUAAGUAGAAUCAUUGUCCAAUGUCAAGCAGUUCUUUAUUCAUCGGAAUAUCCGAAGGACCGUAAAUUAGUUGCAUUUACGUUAUGGCACAAAAGUCUACCCAAGGUCAGGCAUGGCUAAGAAUACAGACUCAAAUGGCUAAGUGAAUUAUCCAUUCACUCAGUGAGGUCGUAGAAUUAGCUCUGAUGUUGAUGUUGCAGAAAUGCAGCAUUGACGAGAGACUGAAGAAAAGAUGACCGCAUUUGACUCUGGUGUCCCGAAACACGCAGGCUUUCAACAUAAUUUCCGUUUGCACAGCUUGUUGGAUGCUUCUCAUUGGGAAAGGCCCAAAGCGGCCACUGUAAAGCCAGCUGUUCGUGAUAGAGCGUGCCAGUCAGAUCAUUUUUUCACUGGUGACGAAGGGCCAGAUUAUUUCAUCGUCCCAAAGUUGCCAGUUACCAAGUUGCCAUUUUUUGCUUAAUGCCACGUUUAUUAGAGACCAGAUAAAGGUUGUUAUGGGCACUCGGCUUCGCAUCACAGCUUGUGUACCGGUGUAAUACCGUUGUGUAUUUAUUGGGACUGUAUCCUUUGCUUACUUCUUUCCUUCAUAAACCAAUACAAAAACUUGGAACACCA
Conger conger (European conger) is the source of this 3665-nucleotide messenger RNA. RefSeq names its product gelsolin-like. Gene Ontology annotation, molecular function: phosphatidylinositol-4,5-bisphosphate binding; actin filament binding. The transcript has 17 exons. Gene Ontology annotation, cellular component: cytoplasm; actin cytoskeleton. The record is from RefSeq and is a predicted model, not a curated record. NCBI's taxonomy places the organism in Eukaryota, Metazoa, Chordata, Actinopteri, Anguilliformes, Congridae. The coding region runs from base 175 to 2391 and encodes 738 amino acids. Gene Ontology annotation, biological process: actin polymerization or depolymerization; actin filament severing; barbed-end actin filament capping.